Molecule: messenger RNA, 4302 nt
Organism: Suricata suricatta (meerkat)
Lineage: Eukaryota; Metazoa; Chordata; Mammalia; Carnivora; Herpestidae
Gene: EXTL2
Product: exostosin like glycosyltransferase 2
Exons: 7
Coding region: 1742-2695 (317 amino acids)
Cellular component (GO): membrane
Molecular function (GO): glycosyltransferase activity
Source: RefSeq, a predicted model, not a curated record
AAUGCGGGAAAGGAGGACUGGCUUUUGGAAGUGUGCUAGAAACUACAAAACCGAGCUUCUUGGGAACUGCCUUUUAGUCUAACAGGAAGUGGAGCGUCACCAGAAGGGAGGGGCGGCCACUCGGGGACUGUCCCCUGCUUCAGGCGCUCACUUUGCGGGCGGUGUUUUUUCCAGGUUAUCAAUCCAGCGAAUGAGGCUGGGUGGAUCCACGCUGCUGGGUUUAGAAAAACAAAAAACAAAAAACAGAGCAAGCGAGAGGCCCUUUCCGUUUUAUGAGAACCAGGCUGCAAGCAAGUAAAUCGGCUGUCCACGCUGCAAUCUUCUGCACUCGAGUGCCAAGAGAUCCUGUUCCUAUCAAUUAAGAAGCCAUAAAGAAAAUUUUUUAAAAAUUAAAACUUUACCAUUAUGAGGCUUUCUUCUUAGGAUACAUUGACUCCUUGGAUCCUUACAAGUCGUGGAUGUUCCUCUUAGAAAUACAGUCAUUCCUGCUCCUGUCCCUGAUACAUGUCCAUGGAAUUGGUCAUCUCCAAACAUCAUCAUCAUCUUCAUCUUCAUCGUAGCUACAAUUAAUUGGCAAUUCCAGAAGGCUGCAAGGCUAAAACAAACGUUUAUCUAGCAUAAUUUUAUCUAACAUAACCCGUACGCUUUGAGGGUAGAGAGGACCUCACUCUCUGCCUCCCUGGCAAACGGCUGGAUUAAAGGAGGCAGUACUUAAAAAAAACUUUGCACAUAAUAUGUGUAUGUUAUUUCCUCUUAAAUGAGUGAUGAUUAGGUAAAUCCAGUUAAUUGACAGUAGCUGUCUGAGGAAGUAUUAUAAAGGAAUAUGAUGCUUUUUACAGGCUUAGGAGGGAAAAAAAAUGCCAAGACUGUUGGGCAACCUUAGCUGUGGAUAUGGGGUGGGAUUGGAGAGGGAAAUGGAAACACAGGUACUUAUUGCUCUUAGCCCUGCUUUAAAUGCUGCCCUUGGUGUUCAUUCACACCUGAUUUACCUAUAAAAGAAUGGCUCACUCAGCCAGGCUGCCAACAGGAGGACUUGAUCUUCAAUGUACCGAGUCCAGAAAUUCUCUCCCUACACUCUGUAGUGAGAAAGGACCUGUGGCAGCAGCAUCUACCUGUUCAAAUGUGGUCUUGGGGGAAAGGUAGCUGUUUAUCAAUCUGCUUGAGCACUUCUGUUUCAGAACCACAGUUUCAGAAUGCAGGGACAGCAGGACUAAGCCUUCUAAAAGGCAGGCUUUAAAUGGGCUAUCAGUGAUCUUAUAUACUUUGGCAGUUAGACUGUGAAUAAAAAAGACUAAUCACAUUCAUCCUAAUAGCCAGUCCGUGGCACAGGUGAUCCAGAUUGUGGUCGUCUGAACAGUCCAUUCAGAACACUGUACCGUUGAUCAUAAAUAUAGCAGGAUCACAAGAUGAAUCUGAUACUGUGGACACUUUUAUCAUUUAUGAUUACUAUAAGGCUAUUCCUACUGCUGUUUUUCCUAGUCCUAAAUACAGAAUAUUUAUAACUAACACAAAAUAACUUAUUUUGAUGUAUUUAGACUUGUGAAGAAAGUAAUGGGAGUUAAGAAGAGCCUUGUAAGAACAGAUGGAUUCUUCGGGAGGAAAAUCCCUAAAGGUUUGGGGAACUUCACAAGGGUGAUCUGAUCUAACAAGUGAUGACUUCCCCCGAAGGCAAAUCAGCUCAUUCUCCGAAAGCUUCCAUAGAAACAAGUGUUGCCACAUCUGCAAACUUCCUGGAAGAGUGAUGGGGAUUCGAGGGCUUCGUUUCUCUUUGGUGGCCAUCCUUGUGCUGCUGCUGGUAGCCGGGGCUCUGACCACUUUACUUCCAAAUGUUAAAGAAGACAAGAUGCUCACUCUGCGUAGGGAAAUAAAGUCGCAGGGCAAGUCCGCCCUGGAUUCCUUUACUCUGAUAAUGCAGACAUACAACAGAACAGAUCUCUUACUGAGACUUCUAAAUCAUUAUCAGGCAGUGCCGCACCUGCAUAAAGUGAUCGUGGUGUGGAACAACCUUGGGGAGAAGGGACCCGAUGAGUUAUGGAAUUCUCUCGGGCCUCACCCUGUCCCUGUGAUCUUCAAACUCCAGACGACAAACAGGGUGAGAAAUCGGCUCCAGGUCUUUCCUGAGCUGGAAACCACCGCGGUGUUAAUGGUAGACGAUGACACGCUAAUUAGCGCCCAAGACCUUGACUUUGCUUUCUCGGUUUGGCAGCAAUUUCCUGAUCAAAUUGUAGGAUUUGUUCCCAGAAAGCAUGUCUCUACUUCAUCAGGUGUCUACAGUUACGGAGGUUUUGAACUGCAAACACCAGGGUUUGGAAAUGGUGACCAGUACUCUUUGGUGCUGAUUGGAGCCUCAUUCUUCAAUAGCAAAUACCUUGACCUCUUUCAGAGGCAGCCCGCAGCUGUCCACGCCUUGAUAGAUGAAACCCAAAACUGUGAUGAUAUCGCCAUGAAUUUUAUCGUUGCCAAGCACACUGGGAAGACUUCAGGGGUAUUUGUGAAGCCCGUCAACAUGGGCAAUUUAGAAAAAGAAACCAACGGGGGUUAUCCCGGAAUGUGGCAUCGGGCUGAGCACUUUCUGCAGAGAUCUUAUUGUAUAAAUAAGCUUAUUAGUAUCUAUGAUAGCAUGCCUUUAAAAUACUCCAACAUUAUGAUUUCUCAGUUUGGUUUUCCAUACGCCAACCACAAAAGUAAAAUAUGAGAGUAAAACAAACAAAAUCAAACCUCAGAACUGCUUGAGUAGCUUCUCUGCAAUAGGAUUGGUGUGUUUUGUUUGUUUUGGUUUUGGUGGUUUUUGUUUUUUUUUUUAAGCAACAUCAUGAACUUUUAUCCACUAAAGAAGUCUCUACAAAGGAAAAAAUGUACAGUGCUUCUAGACAUAAAAGUCACGUGAACUUCAAAAGCCAAGAAGCUGGUACUCUAGAUAGGUCUUCUUGCGAGAAGUUUUCGUCCACAGAGAGAACUCCUUGGCCAGCAGUUUUAAUGUUUACAUUCUGAGACUUCUACAAUUUCGUUGACUUCCUGGCAUUUGCCUUAAGGACCGAUAGCAAGUUGUCCCCAGGAUCAGAAACUCCAGAGAAACACUUCUCAGCGUUUUCAUUAAAGGAUGAUUGUUUUCAUUUGAAGCCUGAAAUGCCUCGUUAGCAAAAGCCUGUGGUGUACAGAAAAGCCAUGUGAGGGGAGAAUAGUCUCAAUCCCUUAGAAAAACAAGCAGAAAACUCCUGACUACCAGUGCUCUCACUGUGGUCUUUCCAGCACUGACUCGGCCUGGCGUGGUUUCUCCGAUGCAUCCGUCACUGCUUUUAUUUUCGUUGAGAAGUCUGACGUGACUGCGAGCGCUCAUUUCAGUAGCUGAAGGAUGUUUCGUUAAUUGCUUGGUGUUCGUGAACAUUUACUGCAUGGAUCCCAGAAAAGUGGAGCCUGUGUUUCUCAUGUGCAAAACCUAUAUGCAGCAAGGAGUAAAUGUGUUACUAGAUUCGGGUAGCGCAUUUCAUCCCUGACUCUGACCUUGAGAGUAUACAUUGAUUCUUAUAUUUUACAUAAACCAUGCCUUGUUGUUCAAGAAACUUCUAAAAUAAUCUGAAAGAAUGUUUAGUUAGGAAGUGGCAAAAGUUAAAACCCUUAGUAUCGGAAGGUCUCUGUUGUUAGGGCCUAGGUUAUCUCGUGGAUACUGAAGAGCCAGGUGUAUUACACACAAAGCUAAUCUCUUGUGUUCAGAGCUGCCGCUGCUGUUUCUCCCCACCCCCCCCAAAAGAUUCAAGGCACUAUUCAUCAUGAUGAAAUUUUGAUUCCAUAGAUACAGGAAAAAAAUGAGAACUGAAUCAUAGCAGAGGAAUUUUAUAGGGAAUCUACAUCAGUAAAUCGUUGAGUUGCUCACUCUGUUACGUGAAUUAGUAUCUGUGUUCCACGCAGUGUCCGUGUUUGGGUCCCUGUUCACACUAGUAGCGAGGAAUAUUUAAUUAAGCCCCUAUCACUUCCUCUUCUACUUCCCCCUCCUCCUCCAUAAUGUCAUUAUAUUCUCACAAUUGCAAAGCUUUGAAAUCAUAAUAAUCAUGGUUAAUGUUCCAGCAAUGAGGUCUCUGUGUGAUUAGUUCAGUUCAUGUUGUUUCUUUACACUGGCAUGUGUAUGUGUCUUAAUGCAGUCAGAUAAAACCAGUAGAACUCAGAACCUCACUAAAAAUCUAUAAUGUUCAUUAUCUGCGUUGGCCAACCUUGGUAGUGAUUUUUUUUGCCUCUUGGGAUUCCACUGGCAGAUAAAUAAAAUAAACUUCUACCAUGAAGAUGUUCUGCUAAUUAAGCAGACUCACA